Erigeron canadensis is the source of this 2063-nucleotide messenger RNA. Its product is annotated as wall-associated receptor kinase-like 20. The transcript has a single exon. Gene Ontology annotation, molecular function: polysaccharide binding; ATP binding; protein kinase activity. Gene Ontology annotation, biological process: protein phosphorylation. The coding region runs from base 76 to 2034 and encodes 652 amino acids. The record is from RefSeq and is a predicted model, not a curated record. Lineage: Eukaryota; Viridiplantae; Streptophyta; Magnoliopsida; Asterales; Asteraceae.
CUUCAAGUUAGAUUCUAGUAACCACUUUAUUUUAGUUUAUUUGAAACCACUUUAUUCUGAUUUUUUAGCCUAUAAAUGUCUGCCUCCUCUUUCGGACUUGGCCAUCUUCAAAACAGAACCAUGAGAAGGCCAAAUGAGAAGAAAGUUUCCCUUAGACAUUCUUGUUUUCUUUUCAUUUGCUUUUUUUGUUACUCUUCUUUUUCCCAAAUGACUUGUCCAAACUGUGGUCUCCUAAAUAUUCCAUACCCGUUAAGCACUAACCCAAACUGUGGCGACCCCGACUACUCUCUUCGUUGUGACAUUCAUUCUGGAAAACUCUACUUUGAUGCCUUGAAUGGAAGUUCAUAUACCGUGGUCAGAAUCAAACCUGAUAGUCAAAAGUUAGUUCUCCAGAGUCAACCAUGGUUGCCUAACACAUGCAUCACUCAAGAUUUUCCUGUUAGUGAGGGACUUUGGUUAAACCAAACACUCCCUUUUAACAUCUCUUCCUCAAACACUAUAUUCAUCUUCAAUUGUUCACCUCGCCUCUUCCUGUCCCCUCUUAAUUGCACUCCUUCAAGUCUUUGCCAUCGUUACCUUGAGAGCUCAGGCCAGGUUGACCCUUCCCGGGCUCUUCAGUGUGCAAGUUCUAUCAACCCAUGUUGUACCUUCAUUGCAGGUGGUCUUUCAUCGGCAUACAAGAUCCGUCUACAUGCCUCAGGUUGCCGAGCUUUCAGAAGUAUUAUAGACUUGGAUAAAGAAAAACCCGCGAGUCUAUGGGAUGAAGGAGUUGAGAUUCAGUGGGCCCCACCACCAGAACCUGUUUGUAAAACUCAACAUGAUUGCUCGGUUUCUUCCAAGUGUCAACCUACUGAAAACAAGGGUAUCUCCCGUUGUUUUUGUAAUGAGCAUUAUAAUUGGGAUCAUGCCCUUGGAGUUUGUAUAAACAAGGCGGGUCACAAAAAAUCUGGUCUUACAAUCAAGAUUGCAAUCGGGGUGGCCAUGUUUUUUGCAAUGGGGGUACUUAUGAUAACCGUUACAGUGAGAAGAUCAAGAAAGAAUCAUCAGAAAGAAAAGGUUGCUAAGGAGAGGGAAGAACUGUUCAAAUCAAACAGUGGAAUGAAAUCUGCAAGAAUGUUUAGCUAUAAAGAACUCAAGAAAGCAACUAACGGAUUCUCUAAAGAUACAAUUUUAGGCGUUGGUGGAUUUGGUGAAGUUUACAAAGGCGAACUUCAAGAUGGGAAAGUUGUAGCCAUUAAGUCGGCUAAAGUAGGAAAUAUAAAGAGUACUGAACACGUACUUAAUGAAGUUGGGAUACUUUCACAAGUCAGUCAUAAGAAUUUAGUUCGGCUUUUGGGAUGUUGUGUGGAAGCGGAACAACCAUUGAUGAUUUAUGAAUACAUUCCUAGAGGAACCCUUUAUCAUCAUUUGCAUGUCGAGUCUUCUACGUUUCUGAACUGGAAAAUGAGGUUGAGAAUUUCUUUACAAACAGCUGAAGCAUUGGCUUAUCUUCACACUGGCGCUCAUACCCCCAUUUAUCAUAGAGAUAUCAAGUCAACAAACAUCCUUUUAGACGAUGAUUACAAUGCCAAAGUUGCGGAUUUUGGUAUUUCUAGACUGGCUCGACCAGGAUUGAGCCAUGUCUCAACUUGUGCUCAAGGGACUUUGGGCUAUUUGGACCCUGAGUACUACAAAAAUUACCAGUUAACUGACAAAAGCGAUGUGUAUAGUUAUGGCAUUGUGUUGCUUGAAAUUGUCACUACUAAAAGGGCAAUUGACUUUGAACGAGAAGAAAAUGAUGUGAACUUGGCGGUUUAUGUGGCUCAACGAGCAGACACAAUUACGAAGGUUGUGGACCGACGGUUGGUAGGAGAGGAGCCUUCUUGUCAGGUUUUGACUAGUGUAAGGCUCUUUUGCAAGCUUGCACUUGCUUGUUUAAGAGAGAAGAGAGGGGACAGGCCAACCAUGAAAGACGUUGUCCAAGAACUACAAUCCAUACUUGAGACUAUAAAUCAAGAGUAUGUUGCUUGUGAAACAAGUGUAGAGAUCAAAUGAAGCUUUAGUAAAUGUUUUUUGUUUGACAA